Messenger RNA from Ilex paraguariensis (yerba mate), 3130 nucleotides. Lineage: Eukaryota; Viridiplantae; Streptophyta; Magnoliopsida; Aquifoliales; Aquifoliaceae. The record is from the annotation of a GenBank genome assembly.
AUGCCAGAUUUGUAUUCCCAAAGGCGGAAAAGGACAAAAAUCAGUGAAGAAAAAGAAUAUAGCGACACAAACUUUUUUGCAUGUGUCGGCAAUGAAUUUGAAAAGAAAAUUGCUGACCAUUCUGACCCAUUUGGAAUACCUGAUUUGUUGGAAGAGCUGGAUUGUGGGAAAUAUGGAAGUGUCACGAAAGAAAUACAAGAGCUUCUUGCUCGGAGGACACAAAUGCUAAAGCCUUAUUAUAUUAUGCAUCCAACCCUUCUGUAUAGGCAUCUGGUUGUGGGAAAAAACUCUAAUGAAGAGGUUUCAAAGGCAAAUGGAUUGUCGAUUCCUUCGACUCAUAAUAUCAUUGAUUUAGAGGAUGAACAUGCUACAAAUGUUGUUCCUCAAGGAGCAGAGCCUGCCAGAGUAGUCGGGCCUGUUGUCAUCCUUGAUUCAGAUGAUGAAGACCCUGGAAAUGGGAGGCCUUUUCACCCAUACCAGGAGGUUGUCUUGAACAAUCCAGCUGGCAAGUUUCUAAUAAAGGAUCUAGUGGGUAGGGAUUGCGUUCAAAUCCUUAAUUCGAGAGAAAAGGAUGCAGGUCUUGCUGAUGAAACUGAAAUCAGCGAAGAUAAAGGGGUCUAUGUUGGUGUAGAGGAUGAGAUGGGAUUGGAGGAUGGCAAUGCGCAAUCUGAUGCCAAUUUUGAUGGUCUGGCUGAUAUUUGGCAGGAGAUGUCUAUUGCACUUGAAUGUUCUAAGGAUACUGCUAUAGAUCCUUCAACCGAUGAAUAUGCAAGAGAGAGUGGAGAAGAGUGUGAUCAUUCUUUUAUCUUCAAAGAUGAUAUUGGUUAUGUUUGUCGCAUUUGUGGAGUCAUUCAAAAAGGAAUUGAAAGCAUCAUUGAGUUCCAGUACUCAAAGGGAACAAGGUCUACCAGAACUUAUAGAUAUGAAGCUCGGACUUCCAGAGACUCAGAUCCAGCAGAAAUCCUUCCUGAUCGGGCCAAAUUGCCCGAGCAUGAUUUCAUUGUUGCUGAAAUCUCUGCUCAUCCAAGGCACAGGAAGCAAAUGAAACCCCAUCAAGUUGAGGGCUUCAACUUUUUGCUCAGUAACCUGGUGACCGAUAAUCCAGGGGGUUGCAUCAUGGCCCAUGCUCCAGGAUCAGGAAAGACUUUCAUGAUCAUCAGUUUUAUGCAGAGUUUUAUGGCCAAGUAUCCCUUUGCUAGACCGCUGGUGGUGUUACCAAGAGGCAUCUUGCCUACAUGGAAAAAGGAAUUUCAGAGGUGGCAAGUGGAGGACAUUUCACUAUAUGAUUUCUACUCUGUCAAAGCAGAUAGUCGAUCUCAGCAACUGGAAGUGCUGAAACAAUGGGCUGGGGAAAGGAGCAUCCUGUUUUUAGGGUACAAGCAAUUUUCUUCCAUUGUUUGUGAUGAUGAUACCAGCAAGGCAGCAACUGGUUGCCAAGAGAUAUUGCUGACAUAUCCGUCUAUUCUUAUCCUGGAUGAAGGUCAUACCCCCCGAAACCAGGAUACUGACGUGUUGACCUCCCUUGAGAAGGUCCAGACUCCACGAAAAGUUGUACUUUCGGGGACACUGUACCAGAAUCAUGUCAAGGAAGUCUUCAAUAUCUUGAAUCUUGUUCGUCCGAAGUUUCUGAAAUUGGAUACAUCAAAAUCCAUCAAAAAGCGAAUAUUGAGCAGAGUACAGAUAUCAAGGGGAAGAAACCUGUACAAGGUUUCAGAUAAAGAUUUCUAUGAUUUGGUGGAGCACUCUCUCUUGAAAGAUGAAGAUUUCAAGAGGAAGGUGAAUGUCAUCCAAGAUCUCAGGGAGAUGACAAGCAAGGUUCUUCACUAUUAUAAGGGAGACUUCCUAGAUGAGUUACCAGGACUUGUGGAUUUUACUGUGUUCCUUAGUCUCAGCCAAAGACAAAAACGUGAAGUUGCAGAGCUUAAGAAGUUGGGCAGAAAAUUCAAAAUAAGUUCUGAUGGGAGUGCUAUUUAUGUGCAUCCACAGUUGAAAUCCCUGGCAAAGAAUUCUACAGCAAAAGACCGAGUUGAUGAGGAAAAAAUUGAUGAAAUUUUAGAGAAACUGGAUGUGAAUGAAGGAGUAAAGGCGAAGUUUUUCCUUAAUCUGUUGCGUUUGUGUGAAUCAGGAGCUGAAAAGUUGUUGGUCUUUGGCCAGUAUCUCCUGCCCUUGAAGUUCCUGGAAAGAUUGGCUGUGAAGGUCAAAGGUUGGAGUAUUGGGAAAGAAAUAUUUGUGAUCACAGGUGAUUCAGAUAAUGAUGCUCGAGAGUCUUCUAUGGAAAGGUUCAACAAUUCGCCCGAUGCACGGGUCUUUUUUGGCUCAAUCAGAGCCUGUGGAGAAGGUAUCUCUCUUGUGGGAGCAUCCAGAAUCAUCAUUUUGGAUAUACAUCUGAAUCCUUCCAUUACGCGCCAAGCAAUAGGGCGUGCAUUCCGACCAGGUCAGGAGAGGAAAGUAUACACAUAUAGAUUAGUUGCCGCCAGUUCACCUGAAGAGGAGGAUCACUCCACUUGCUUCAAAAAGGAGUCGAUAGCUAAGAUGUGGUUUGAGUGGAACGAAUACUGUGGUCACCAAGACUUUGACAUUGAGAGUGUAGAUGUGAAGGACUGUGGUGACAUUUUUUUGGAAACACCAUGGUUAAAUGAAGAUGUCGUUGCCCUUCGCAAAAGGUAAAUGGUGACAGAGGUUGAGGCUUGGGCUGGAAGUUUAUUGGAUAUUUCUCUCUCGAGCAUGAGUUUGUUCAUAGCUAGGGACACUACCAAAAGGGCAGUUCUUGGCAGAUUGCUGUUCAACUAUAUCUAGUUUUAGGUAUGUUGGGAAUGCUUUUUUGUGACCUGGAUCUAGAAUGGAGAUACAAAUUGGAUGUCCAUUAGAUACUAGCAGAGCUUGUUAGCAUGACUGACAGUUUUAUUAUCUGUGCCUGUUACUCUAUCAACCGAGUUUGAGAUACUUAUCUUUGUAUAGGGCUAUCUGCUUUCCUUGAAGCUGUAAAUAUAUAUACAAAAUUGUUGAUCUGCAUUCUUGGUUGAUGCAUUGUUUAUAUGCAUUUUGAUAUGCUUACAAUUGAACUGAUGGAUGAUUGCUGCUGUAACGUAGCAUGCAGAACCAAUGCGUCAACGUCACAUUCGUUGUCCAG